Messenger RNA from Chroicocephalus ridibundus (black-headed gull), 1333 nucleotides. RefSeq names its product zinc finger matrin-type 4 (gene ZMAT4). Bases 16 to 822 code for a protein of 268 amino acids. The record is from RefSeq and is a predicted model, not a curated record. Gene Ontology annotation, molecular function: zinc ion binding; nucleic acid binding. Lineage: Eukaryota; Metazoa; Chordata; Aves; Charadriiformes; Laridae. The transcript is spliced from 6 exons. Gene Ontology annotation, cellular component: nucleus.
GGCGGCGGGAGCGGGAUGCGGAGGGACCUGUGCAUCCUUGCGGAGCGCGGCGGAGCCAAUCGCUGCUGCCAGGGGUGGAGCUGGAGCGACGGCCCGGACCCGCCCGGCGCCUUCCCCGCGCAGUCGGGCCGGGCUGCGGGAGGAGCCGGUGCGGGGAGCGGAGCCCGGCGCCCGCCGCCUUCCCGGGCAGCAUCGCCGGAGCGGAGCAGCGCGGCCGCCCCCGCCGCCUCAGCCCCGCCCGCCGCACCGAGGUACCCACCGGCCGGUCCGCGCCCCGCCGGGUCUGAUGAUGAAAUCCUCCGACAUCGACCAGGAAUUAUUCACGGAAAGUUACUGCAAAGUGUGCAGCGCCCAGCUCAUAUCGGAGUCCCAGCGCGUGGCCCAUUACGAGAGUCGGAAGCAUGCCAGCAAAGUUCGCCUCUAUUAUAUGCUUCAUCCCAUAGAUGGAGGCUGUCCAGCGAAAAAGCUCCGGUCAGAAAACAAACCACUCUGAGCUCCCUCAAGCAGCCGCACGCGGAUAGUCCCCCGGUGGUACCGUCACCGCACCAGUGGCGAGACUCGGACAGAUACUGCCAGCUCUGCGCAGCCUGGUUCAACAACCCCAUGAUGGCACAGCAGCACUACGACGGCAAAAAGCACAAGAAGAACGCGGCCAGGGCCGACCUCCUGGAGCAGCUGGGCAAGACCCUGGACCUGGGAGAGCUGCGAGGGCUGAAGCGCAGCUACACGUGCAACACCUGCAGCGUCACCCUGAACUCCAUAGAGCAGUACCACGCGCACCUGAAGGGCUCCAAACAUCAGACCAACCUGAAGAACCAGUAGUAGUUCCUCAGCCGAGACAGGGGGAACCACCCAGGCUUCUGCUGCGGGAGGAACUGCUCAGCGAGGAGAGGAUGCUUUCCUGGACAAUGAUCCUGUGUGGAUUCGAUAAUUAACGUGUAACUAACCUUCGCUUUGGACAAAUACAUGGAUUUUUUUUUUUUUUUUAAUUUUGUGGUGAGUUAAAAUAUUUCAAUGGAUUUUUUUACCCUUUCAAGAUAAUAUUUAUUCAGCACAGAGUCUAGAGUAUAACAACUAUCCUGUAAAUACAGCACUUAAUCAUCACUCAUCUUCAGAGACAGUGGAAACAAAAUAUUUUACUUUUGCAUAUUUAUUCUUAGAUUUCCUCCAAGAGUAUAAAAUUAUUCUAUUACAUUAUCCAUGAUAGCGAUGUAAUCAGUCUUCAACCAGAAAUAAACAUACUUUCUUCACCUUCUCCAGCAUGGUUUGUGUCGGCACACACAGAGCAGCAAAAAAUGAAUCACGGGGAUUGUAUAACGGAUGAAUUUUUUUC